Molecule: messenger RNA, 3924 nt
Organism: Drosophila navojoa
Lineage: Eukaryota; Metazoa; Arthropoda; Insecta; Diptera; Drosophilidae
Gene: Pcl
Product: polycomb protein Pcl
Source: RefSeq, a predicted model, not a curated record
UGCUAACACUGUGCAUCUGCUGAAAAAUGGCUGACACUUUUAAUUGCCGAAUCAAGUGAUUGUUUUAGUGUAUUUUGUUUGCUAUAAUGCUAAAAUAUGCACAAAAUUACUUAAAUAUUAUUAACGAAUGUAAUUUAAUGCUACACUAAUUUAAUAUAUGUGUUGAAACACAAUAAAAGAAAAGACUGCGCACAAAGUAACUGCACAAUAAAGCUAUCCAAAUGAUGAACAACCAUUUUCAUUUGCAAGCACAUGACCACGGCAGCGCGUCGUCAAAUGUCGCGCCGCAAUUUGCUGGCGCUGUCGCUGCGCCAACAACCACAUACAGUUAUUUAGCACAACCAUCAGCCGCGGUGCCAAGUCCCCAGCAAUGGUUGACCUAUCAAAUAUUGCCGCCCCCACCGCCGACACUUGCGACAAAUACAGUUGGCCAACUACCGCCGACACUAGGUGGCCCGAAGCGAUAUUAUACAAAUGCGACAACAACAACGGCAGCAGCAACGCAUCCGAAUAGCAUUCAAAUAACCAACAACUAUGCGCAGCAGACGCAGCCGCAGUCGGGUUCCUUUAAGACGAAUAACAUCAACAAUAUACGCAUUAUAAGCACAGCACCCAAUGUUUAUAGUCUUAAUAAAACCGCAGAUCAAUUAAAUCAGCUAUAUGCAACGCCCACAUCGUCAACUGCCGUUACUCCUGCCACGGAACUGUAUGCCCCAGUUGGUGCAUACUAUGCAGCCCCACCAAAUCUACAGCCCAAACUGCAACCACCGCCGCUGGUGCCAGUUAGCAACAACAAUAACACUAAUCACAACAACAACAAUAAUGUUGCCCUCAGCAAUGUCACAAAUAGUGCAGCACCUUCGUCGACCGUUGUGCUGGAUCGCAUUAACAUAUGCAUCAAUAAUCACUACACAGAACCAAACCUCUGCCAGCCUUCGCCCAUUAUACCCGCUAUACAGCACAAAGCGGUUAUGCCGAUCAUUGAUAGCAGCACAGCUGACAGUAGUUGCAGCAGCAGCAGCAGCUGCUCGACGGGUCGCAGCAGCAGUGCGGCCACAUCUGCUGCUGUCAUAGUCAUAGACGAGCCGGACUCCACAACAACAACGCCCCAUACUCCACCCACAACACCAGAGACUCUAAGCUCGCCCAUUAAAUCACCCGGCAGCAGUAAUAGCUGCGUGCUCUUGCCAACGACUGUACUGAAGCAGAGCUUCACCACAGUCACACAGAGCAUUGAGGAGGAGGCUGUUGAAAUAUCAGCGGCGGCUGCUGCACCUCCCACCCCACCCACACCACCACCACCAGCAGCACUAGCACAUAGUCCCCCUCCGAUCACAUAUGCGCUACAGGAGGAUGUGUUCAUAAAAUGCAACGAUGGACGCUUCUAUUUGGGCACCAUAAUAGCACAAUCUGAUGAUCAGUAUCUGGUGCGUUUCGACGACAAGUCGGAGCAAUGGUGCGAGGUGGAGAAACUUCGCAAAUUGGGUAACGAACCGAGCACAGGCGGCACAGCCGCCAGCCAAAACGGACCAAUGUGCGUCGCCUGCAAGCGGGCGCAGCACGAGGAUGUUGUCGAAAUUUGCGAACGUUGUGGCCGUGGCUAUCAUCGUGGCUGCACCACCGAAAUAGCCAGUGGCGUCUGGUGCUGCAAGCGUUGCGCAAAACCCAUGAAAAUGCAACCAGCUCUCGAGACCAACAAACCGCCCGGCAUUUGUCGCCAGCUGCCCUAUCAUGCGGACAAGCUGAGCUGGGAUGAGAAGCACCGCGUGAAUGAGGAGCAAAUCUAUUGCUAUUGCGGCAAGCCUGGAAAAUUCGAUCACAAUAUGUUGCAAUGCUGCAAGUGCAAGAACUGGUUUCACACCCAAUGUAUGCAGAACUUUAAGCGCAAGCUGCUGCGCGGCGAUAUCUUCUUUGUAUUCUGCUGCACUGUGUGCAACAAUGGCGUUGAAUUCAUUCGUCGCCUUCAAAUCGAUUGGGUGGACAUGCUGCACAUAACGCUCUACAAUUUGCGCAAGCAUCAGCAUCAGAAGUAUCAUCAUUUGCUAAAAGACAUUUGGCCGUUUAUACUGGAGCAGCGACAUCAGCUGCCCAUUUGCGAGGAGUGGCGCCAGUUGCCGGAGACAACGCUAAUGGAGCGAAUUAAGCAGACGCUGAAGGAGUAUUCGGAUCGAUUUAUAUGUGGACGGGAGUUCAAGCGUGCGCCUGCCUACUACGCACUGCGACACAGCGGACCGCCAUUGACGCCGCGUGUAUUUCUGCAGCCAGACGAUGUACUAUGCGAUGAACUGUUGGUUAACAAAUUUAAGUUGCUUUUGAUGCCAGAGGAAGGCCUGGAGACCAGUCAAGGGCAGUCGAACGCAGUUAAAGAGAGCGCGAACACCAAAACUUCGGUGGCCAAAGAUGUGUACGAGUUUCAUACGGACGAUGAUGAGGAGGAAGCAGUCGAGGCUGAGGCGGAAGUCGACACCAGCGAAGAUGAGAUACCCAUCAAGCAGAUUAUCGAGAAGGUCAAAAAGCAGAAUAAGCAACAGCAGCAGCAGAAAGAGCAGCCAGUGACAUCGAACGAAGAUCUGCAGAUAAACAAGUCGGGCAAGCGCACGCCUGAUCUGGCAGAUGAUAAUGCCAACGAUGGCGAUCCGAGCAAAAUGCAGCAAAUGGGGCCCGCUCCACCACAGCUGGAUUCCACUGCCAACAAUAAUGGCAUUAGCAACAGCAACGGCAAUAGCCGCAAACGCAAGGCAUUCCGCUUGUCGAAACGUUACGACAACAGCCGCCACUGUGAUCUCUCUUCAGAUGAGAAUUCGAGCAGCAGCCGUGGCACCAGCUCGCUGGAUCUCAUUAUACCGCCGCCGGCAAAUUUUCUGGGUCGCAAUAAUCCCUUCUUAAUGGCAACGCCCAAGAAGUCGACACAGCAACGUGUCGGUGCUGGUGCCGCUGGAGUGGCGGGCAUCAUCAAUAGCAUUUUUAAGCUAAAGAACGUGAAGCAGUUGAGCAGCAGUGAGCUGGCCAAGGCAACGGCUGCCGCACAGCAGCCACGAAUGGUGCGUACCAUUAAGCGAAGACUGAGUGCCAAAGAUAUUACCAUUGGGCCGAAUCAGGAGGUGCGCAGGCGGCGCACUCGUCGUCUGACCACGGCCAUUGAGGUGAUCAACACGACUACAAUAAAUCCCAUACCCAGCCACUACUUUCCCAUAUAUGCCAAAGAUUUGCAGCCACCGGCCCCACUGCUGCCACCAGAGAAGCCCAGCCAUGGCCGUUUGCUGCGCCAGCGACCCCAAAAAUCUCGAUGCGGCACACCGACAGACAGUCGACGCAAUUCCACCAGCUCCACAGUAACCAAUGGCAGCAGCAGCACCAGCAGCGGUGGAGGCGGGGCACCCGGUGCCAAUGGGCAUUCAAUGCUUGAUCUAAAGCAGUCUGUGAACAGAUAUUUCGGUGGAGCCAUGAAUCGGAUCGAUGCCGGCGAAUCGUUUGCCAUACGCGCCAAACGCCGCAUGAGCGAUGGCCAGGUGCAAUAUCUGGUUGAAUGGGGAAGUGAUUCGGCGACUGCUGCUGCUGCUGCCGUUGCCCUCACAAACGGAAUCUAAGCAUUUGGCACCUGAUGCUGACAACUGAUAACUGAUUACGGAUUACUUAUUAUCUUAUUAUUUUUCAUUGAUGGUAUUUUUAGUUAUGGCUUAAGCCGAAAAUUGCUGCCAGGUUUUUAGGCCCAAUUUUGUUUUGUUAAUCUUAAAAAAAAUGAAAAAACGCCACUGCCAAAAUAGCAAAAUGUUUUUGGCAUUUAACAAAAAAAUGCAACUGAAUACAGGUUUUAAUAGUGCAAUGGCAGUAUAUAUUGUUGAAAUAGUUUAAAAUGUAACUGAAACAUAAUUUUCUUUGUAUAUCGAAAUUUGGCACUUGAAAGUAUUACAACAUUAAACUGAA